AUGAAGGAGGGAAAACAGGCGGACUGGAAGAAAUUUGCGGCAACGGGAGCAGCAGCAUUCUGUCUUGGGCUGGGAGUCCAGAGCUCGAUUGUGGCCCCUCAUUCGAACGUUCUUCCAACGGUGAAAGAUGCCGCGCUCUCGUCGAGCAAGCCUGCCAACUCGUUUGUGGAGUCAGAUUCUGCGCUAGAGCCAUCGGAGGUGAGGACGAUCAACCUCUUCCGCGAGAACACUCCGUCCGUGGUCUUCAUCUCCACCUUCACUGAGAGGCAAGACUUCUUCACGCUCGACAUGGAGGAGAUCCCCCAAGGGACGGGGUCAGGCUUCGUGUGGGACAAGGAAGGGCACAUCGUUACCAACUUCCACGUGAUCCGGUCUGCAAACAGCGCCCAGGUGGCCCUGAGCGAUGCCAAGGGCAAGCAGACGCUGUACAAGGCGACGCUGACGGGAGUCGAUCCUGACAAGGACAUUGCGGUGCUCAAGAUCGAAGCUCCUCCCGCUGCCCUGCGGCCGAUCGAUGUUGGAACGUCUGCAGAUCUCCUGGUAGGACAAACGGCUCUCGCCAUCGGCAAUCCCUUCGGUCUCGACCACUCGCUCACCAUCGGAGUCGUGUCUGGUCUGGGAAGAGAAACCAAGUCACCAACUGGCCGACCGAUCAGCAACGUCAUCCAGACAGAUGCAGCAAUCAACCCCGGCAACUCUGGAGGAGCUCUGCUCAACAGUCAGGGCAAGCUCAUUGGCAUGAACACAGCGAUCUUUUCUCCGUCGGGGGCGAACUCGGGAGUUGGUUUUGCGAUACCCGUAGACACGAUCAAAUAUGUUGUGAAGAAGUUGAUCACUGACGGAUCGCAGAUCACCCGACCGGUCAUCGGGAUCUCCUUCCUGGACUCAGAGCAGACUCGAGGACUGGGUCUGCCACAAGGAGUUCUCGUGCUCGAUGUCCCCAAGGGCUCCCCAGCAGCUCAGGCCGGGCUAAGGGGGACUGUUCGUACCUUCCGAGGCAUUGAAGUUGGCGACAUCAUUGUGGGACUUGACAGCGUCGACAUCAGGAAAGAAGGCGAUCUCUUCGCUGCUCUUGAGCCGCACAAACCAGGGGACGUCGUGGAGCUCAGAGUGAAGAGAGGCACUGAGGACGGUAAGGAGCGGAGGAGGGAGGAGGUUUCGAGGACGAGGAGUGACUUCGCUAUAUAG
Guillardia theta CCMP2712 is the source of this 1188-nucleotide messenger RNA. RefSeq lists its product as hypothetical. Gene Ontology annotation, molecular function: serine-type endopeptidase activity; protein binding. Gene Ontology annotation, biological process: proteolysis. Bases 1 to 1188 code for a protein of 395 amino acids. The record is from RefSeq and is a predicted model, not a curated record. The transcript has 9 exons. Lineage: Eukaryota; Cryptophyceae; Pyrenomonadales; Geminigeraceae.